AUGGCGGAUCCGCAGUUAACGUCUCUGCCGGACUCGAUGUCUCCCUCGGAGGAAGAGGACCAGGAGCUAGAGGAGGCCUUGACAUACCAACGCAGGAGCAAGGUUCUCCCUCCACGGCAGACAGAGCCACGGCAAAUAGAACCACCCCUGGUCACCAAAAGUGAUCUGACCUGUUAAGCAGAGCUUAACCCCUUAAGGACCAAACUUCUGGAAUAAAAGGGAAUCAUGACAUGCCACACAUGUCAUGUUUCCUUAAGGGGUUAAGGCCUUCUUCGCCUCCAAGAUGGCAGUACUUAAGGAAGACCUGAAUGCACUGACUGGGCGCAUACGAGCCACUGAGGAAGAUGUCCAUAAUCGACUAAUCAAACCAGAUUCUACCGUGGCACAAGUAGCGUUCAUUUUGAGCACAUGUGCACAACUAAGUGCCAAGAUCAGGCAAUUAGAAGGUGAAAAGGGUCCCUGA
Molecule: messenger RNA, 463 nt
Organism: Pelobates cultripes (western spadefoot toad)
Lineage: Eukaryota; Metazoa; Chordata; Amphibia; Anura; Pelobatidae
Source: the annotation of a GenBank genome assembly